AUGGAUAAACAAUAUAGAUUUCAAUUAUUUAAAUCAAUAAUAUUAAAUAGAUACUUGUUUAAUAAUAUCAAAUCAUUUAUUAAAGAGAUUCAUAAAGGAGGAGGAAUCAAAUAUCAAUAUGCAUCAUGUGGUUUCAUAGAGAGACGAAAAGAUAUCUAUCUGUUGCUAGACAAGAUGCGAGCAUCAAAGAACUUUUGUAUAUCACAAUCGUUGGUUGAAAUGUUUCUUCGUCAUGUAAAGUGUCCGAAACAAUUAGAAUAUGUGUGCAAAGAGGCAGAACAGAUACUACAAUGCAACAACACGUCGGUGAUUAAAUGGUUUUGUCAGAGAACGCCAGACACAUUCACAGAGAAAGAAAAGGAGUGCUUUGUCGUACUACACGAACGAGGGUAUCGCGACCCCACAUCUUUCAUGUUUGCAUGCUCCACCAAUGACGUUGAUUUUAUUCGAUGGGUACAUCAAUCGUAUCAAGACACUGAAAUUAGUACCAAAAAUAUUAUACAACUACUUGCAAGACAAUCUACAUUGGAAGUUAUUAAAUUGGUUUACGAGUAUACUCUAAAUGGCAAGCUCUUAAUACUAGAGACUAUUACUACUACUGCGACGGCAGAUGAAAAAAAGAGUGCAAUAGAGAGUAUUCCAUUUAGUAACAUGACACCGACUAAAUUAGAGAUUGUUAAAUUCCUUCAUCAACAAUGGAAUCAAAAAUGUACACCAAAUGCAUUACGUCGUGCAGCCAAAGAGAAUGAUAUAGAAUCAUUAUGUUAUAUUCACAAGAAUCUGUAUCAUGUCAAACCGGGACAAGACUUGUUUGGUAGUGAGACACUUUCAAUAGCUGCCAAACAAGGUUACGAUAAAGUAUUUGGAAGAUUAUUGGAAUUGGAUUUAGUGAAUGCACGUCAAUACAUAAAGACAAAAGGAAUUAAAUGUAAAACAGUAGAGAUUAUCAAUAUUGUCAAUGCAUUAGAGGGAUGUGAUGAUUCCUUUUUUGUACCAACACUACGUUGGGCUGCCAAAACUGGUUCAUUGGAUUUAAUCAAACAUAUAGAAUCAAUUGGUCAUCUAGAAAAUGUUGUUCGAUGCAAUAGAUUAUGUGAUUCAAUCGUUACACUUGCCUCAUUGUUUGGUCAUUUGGAUGUAUUACAGUACCUUUAUCAAUUCAACAAUGAAAUUAAUUUACAAGAGACUGCUAAAUCUGAAAAUAUAGAACUUGUCAAAUGGGCACUCUCUACAAUGACCAACAUUGACGGUGAUGAAUUAGCAAAUUAUUGUCAACGAGCAAUCGCUUCAAAUCAAAUCCCAACACUAGAUUAUAUUGCACGUCAAUUUGGUACACGGUUUUCUCUACCACUUUGUUCAAUAGGCCAUCAAACAUGUCCAGAAAUCAAACAAUCAACAGCAGUCUAUAUACUAGAAGACCCAUUUGGGAGUACUUAUUAUCGACUAGUUUCACUCACUCCUGUGAUCAAUUGGCACAUUUCACCACUGGUAUUUAAACAUUUCGAGUAUGACUCGUCACACAUUUCACACUACUUUUACAAAUUGCUUUGGGAGGGUAAUCUUCAAGACGCUGAAAACCUUCUCGAGAUUGCACUGAAAAACAAACUAUACACUAAUCCAUCGUCAAUCUGUCAUUUACUUGCCAACCCAAAGGCACAUGAUAUUGUCAAAUUGUAUCGAUUUAUGGAAACUCUAUUCCGUCGAAUGGGUCAAGAUAUUGGUAAAGAUGCAAACUCUAUAAACAGUUAUAUUGGUAAUCCAAACACACCACUAGACGAGAUUCUUUUAGUGAUUGAAGAAUUUCACAAGAAAAAAGAAGCUCGUCAUGUCUUGUCUAUCGAUUUGCGAUCUCUACUCGACAAGUCUUUGGUUGCAUUUGAAACGAUUUGGGACAUGUCAUAUGCAUCAAAAGACCCUGACCUUGAUUUUGUAAACGUUCAACGUCGAUCAACUGAAAAGGUUUUUUAUCAAAUCAAGAAUUUAUAG
Cavenderia fasciculata is the source of this 1986-nucleotide messenger RNA. RefSeq lists its product as uncharacterized. The record is from RefSeq and is a predicted model, not a curated record. The coding region runs from base 1 to 1986 and encodes 661 amino acids. Lineage: Eukaryota; Evosea; Eumycetozoa; Acytosteliales; Cavenderiaceae. The transcript is spliced from 2 exons.